This is a messenger RNA of Populus euphratica (Euphrates poplar), 1373 nucleotides long. RefSeq names its product 21 kDa protein-like. Gene Ontology annotation, biological process: negative regulation of catalytic activity. Gene Ontology annotation, molecular function: enzyme inhibitor activity. NCBI's taxonomy places the organism in Eukaryota, Viridiplantae, Streptophyta, Magnoliopsida, Malpighiales, Salicaceae. The record is from RefSeq and is a predicted model, not a curated record. The coding region runs from base 394 to 1008 and encodes 204 amino acids. The transcript is spliced from 2 exons.
UUAAAGAUAAUUUUGACCAGACUGUUUAUCAGAAAUUAAUAGCUAUUGCCAUGUUUAUAGACAGGUCGCCACGGGCAUCGCUGAACCCUCUCCGGUGCAACCGAUCCAACGGCAGGAAACAAAUAAUCCGUUGAUCCCACGAAUUCUGGUCGUUACUGGUAAAAAGUUGACGUGAUUUACCAAUUUGAUUUAUCAUGUAAGGAAUCGGCAGUUCGCCACUACUGUAUAAUACUAUAAUGGAUCCAACUUUCGGAGCCAUUAAGAAACAUGAAGAACCUAAAAUGUUGACCAUCAAAAUGCACGUGCGUGCCCCUUCCCGAGAAACCCUGCCAGUGUUUUAUGGUAAAAUGAAGGUUCGGAUAACCAUCAUCUUCGUGCCAAGCUUCAACAAGAAUGAAUCAUCUCAGCCUUUCCAUACUGCUUCUGCUACUAUCCAUAUUUUGCAUUUCAGGCACAGUGGAACCAGCAAGGUUUGCCAGACAUUCCCGGCCUCGGGCCUAUAUCGAGACUGCGUGCACGAAGACCCUUUAUCCAUCCCUAUGCACCCAAUACCUAUCAGUCUUUGCAAACUCAACAAUACAAACCCCUCAACAACUAGCCCAAGCUGCCUUAUCCGUGAGCCUAUACAAGGCCCUCCAAACAAGAAAAUUCAUGUUGAAAGUGGUCAAGGAGCUCAAGGCAAUGAAAUCUAAGGAUUACCAGGCUGUGAAGGACUGCUUGGAUCAAAUUGGUGACAGCGUGGAUCAACUUAGCCAAUCAGUUAGAGAGCUCCAUCGCCUGGAACAUCCAGGUGCUGCGGGUGGUGGUGACGUCUUUUGGCACGUGAGUAAUUUCGAGACUUGGGUAAGCUCUGCCAUGACUGAUGCCAGUACUUGUGUGGAUGAGUUACCGGGGAAGGAUAUGACCAAGUUAAAGGCUGUAAUCAAGGCCAAGGUUUUGAAUGUGGCACAGACUGCGAGCAAUGCAUUAGCCUUGUUUCAGCAGUACGCUGCAAGGCACAAGCCAUAAGGCUACAUGUAAACCUUGCUUGUGUUUCUGAAUCAAACUUUGCUGUUCAAGAUUUCUUACUGUGUACUGGUUUUGAGGUUCUGUCAAUUUCCUGUACAAUUAUAUACAAAGUGAACAAGGCACCUUUAAGAAUCAGUAAUAACUAAAUAGUAAUCUCAUCGUUUUGCGUAAGAUGCUGACAUUAUCAUUUGUUUUUCCGUUCCGUGUAAGAAAGUUUUUGCCUGCAUCCUACACGGUUUCAAAUAGCAAGUCUUGCUUAAAUCUACUUUCCUUCUUUAAAGACAUUAUAGUUGAGAGAGCGGGCUGUUUAAGCCUUAAACCUCACUAGUCCUCCAUUGUGAGCCCACUGAUCCCUCCAAAAGAUG